Messenger RNA from Ilex paraguariensis (yerba mate), 635 nucleotides. The record is from the annotation of a GenBank genome assembly. NCBI's taxonomy places the organism in Eukaryota, Viridiplantae, Streptophyta, Magnoliopsida, Aquifoliales, Aquifoliaceae.
UGUUAAGAAUGAAUUUCCAACAGAAUAUCAGGUCUCUUAGACACUCUUUGUAAGCUGUCUAGAAAUCUUUCUCCUCUUACUGUAAAUUGUUAGAAUUCAUUGUUACAGAUGUUUGGUUUUUGAACUAUGGGUAGUUGAGUCUGGCUUUAUUUUUCUUUAGUGAUUGUCUAUAAUGGCUGGCCAGACACAUCACAAUGUGGAGGACAUUGCCAUAUUGUAGAUUCAGCAACUACUUUUUGGGAUUAGCAUAUCAAUUAAUAGAUGACGUUCUCGAUUUCACAGGCACAUCAGCUUCCCUCGGGAAGGGCUCAUUAUCUGACAUUCGCCAUAAUGUUUGUAUCAGAUUUUUUUCCUUGGGAAUUGUAACAGCUCCAAUAUUGUUUGCCAUAGAGGAGUUUCCUGAAUUGCGUUCAGUUGUUGAUCGUGGUUUUGACAACCCUGCAAAUGUGGAUCUUGCUCUUGACUACCUUGGAAAGAGUCGUGGAAUACAGAGAACAAGGGAGCUAGCAGCAAAGCAUGCCAACCUUGCCUCGGCUUCAAUUAAUUCUCUGCCUGAGAGUGAUGAUGAGGAUGUUCAGAAAUCAAGGCGGGCUCUUAUAGAGCUCACUCAAAUAGUGAUUAAAAGAACGAAGUAA